CAAAGGUUCUCAGAAGGCUAUCGGGUGAAACUGUAGCCUGGAGCCCAGCCUUGUUCGCUUUUGUCCGCUCCCGAAGGCAGGGUAGCAAAACUGAGGACUGAGUUGGACAUUUGAAGCUUUGCGCGCUUUGUUUGACAGUUGUUGUUUUGGGCUAAAGAAAGGCUACCUGAAACCACAGCACAAAGGCUCAGAUGGAUCGAGUUUCAUUGCAGAUGCCAUAGAGGUCAAAUCUACCGAUAACUCAUCUCUGCACAACAACAGGGAACAGUGUGUAUCCUCAGACCGUGACACCGGCACGGUUUGUGUAGUCCUGAAGGAGCUGAAAGUUGCCGUGCAAGACGCUCUGACUGACAAACUUGACCUUGGUUUGAAACUGUCACUUGCAAGGCGUUUCCACUGACCAGCCAUGUGCUGCAGUGAGUUCGGCAGUUGUGGAGGCAGCUAUAAGUACAACCUCGGCUGGGCCCUGAUUGUUCUGGGCGUCGUUGGCUUCAUCCUGGCAGUGAUAGCUGAUGGGGUGUAUGCAGGAUACCCAUUUGCUGGUGUCCAUCACAUCAGCGCUCCCAUAUGGGGAGGUAUCUUUAUUAUAGUUGCUGGAGGCUUGGCUGUCCGUGGAGAGAAGAGUCCUGAUAAUGCCUGUCUGAGCAUAGCACUACUGGUGAUGAGCAUCUUUGGCAUCAUCGCUGCCUUUGGGAUUUUCGUGAUCGCAGCCGCGGGACAAGGCAUCGAUGGAAUCCGGUGUGACCAGUUUGUGUCGGGACCAUGUGAUCGUGACGGAGGCACCCCUCACGAGAUUGACGGCCAGAUUAUUUACACCCACCGCUGUAGUGAUUAUUGGUCUGAUAACUGGUACGAUCUGUUUCCCGACUGGCGCAGUGUUAAUUGUUGGGGAGUCAGGAUCCUCCACAUCCUCCAGAUCCUGCUGGGACUUGCCGAGACAGUUCUGAUGUUCAUCGUCAGCGUCAGGACCUGCCGCGGAGCAUGUAGGAACUGCUGUGACGGCACACAACAACCUCCGACACAUGCCAUCGUUUACCAGCCGCCUGGAGAGCGCCUAGCCCAACAGGUGCAUUAUGGGGAAAUCAUCGUGCAGACAGCGCCUGGUGGCCAGCCCUAUGCAGGACAGCAGCGAGCCCAACCCGGUCCGUACCCCACACUGGCGGUGCCCCCACCCCCUGUAUCAGAACCUCCACCUUAUAACAUGACUGAUGAUCAGAAGAUUUGAAUGAUGCAUUUUUGCUGUUUGUACAUGUGCAUAUUUGCUGUGUUUUAAAUUUCAUACUCAGUGACAUUUACCGUCCAUUCCAAUCGUCCCAUAGCCUUUUAAUCAGCCGUAGGAUGAUUAAUUAGCCGUAGCGGCAGCACAACAUGUUAUGCUGUAUCAAUAGGCAUGUUAGUUCCCUGGCGGCGCCUAUCUCCUCUCCGGGGCAAGUGACAUUUACCGUUAUUCUAGACCAACUUGCAGAUUUGUGACGGGAUUUUUUGUGGAGAACCUUUUUGAUGUUUCUGUACCCUUUUGGAAAUGGAAAUGUUUUACUGUGUGCGUGAACUAUGUUUGACUGUACAUAUAUGGACCCGCGUAUAUGACCUUAGGGAGUGUCUCCAGAUAUGAAUUCUGAAAAAUCAUAGAUUUAGCCAACAUUUCUUGGCAAAUCGUAUGCAAAAGGUUAUUGAAAUGGUAAAUCAAAACUAUUUUGGAUACCCUGGGAGUGUGAGAUCUGACUAAUGGAAAGGUUCUUGUUUUUAAGAAUCGUUCAUGUGAAUCAGAGCACCACAGAUGGACAUGAAGAGUUGUUAUAAUUUCAGUGGUUGAUUUUCGUCCAUCCAGAGAUACAGGCACUAAAAUGUGUGACAUGAGUGUGGCUUUUUCUGUAGCUAAAAUUAGUAAAAGCUUAAUUACUCAAGAACAUAACGCUUCGCAUUUUUGUUAAUUUUCAGUGCAGACUGCCCUGGUAAGCUGCUAAAAUGAUGGUGUAACACUUAACGCAUAUAAGAUGACAGUAAUUGAUAAGAGUAAUUGACUAGUUUUAUGGUAUCUUUUAAGUUUUAUGGUAUCGCGUUACAUCAAAUGUGGUGAUUUGCCUGAAAUUAAAAGUUCAUGUGUCAACA
This is a messenger RNA of Branchiostoma floridae (Florida lancelet), 2109 nucleotides long. RefSeq lists its product as uncharacterized. The record is from RefSeq and is a predicted model, not a curated record. The transcript is spliced from 7 exons. Lineage: Eukaryota; Metazoa; Chordata; Leptocardii; Amphioxiformes; Branchiostomatidae. Bases 407 to 1225 code for a protein of 272 amino acids.